GCGCCCCAAAAUUAAACAUAAAUUCCGCUCGUGCACUGGAGCGUUGUGCAAUCCGAUGUGAAGAUAAUGCUGGGCCCGAGAAGACCAACAGUUCCGAUUCUAUAACGACUAAAAUAACCAGCCAGCAGCAGUAGAAGUCUCCAAGCCAACCAUGGAUCCCAACUCGAGCCCGUGGUCGUACGCCUACAACCGCAUCGUGCCCGCUAGCGCUGGCAGCUCCGGCGGAACAGCGGAGGACUUCCAGCAUCCACACCUGGCCACCAUCACGGCCGCGAGCAUUGCGAGCUUUAAUGCGGCGGCCGCCAGUGGCGGCAGCUUUGUGCCUCCGUCGCCGAUUGGCAGCUACAACCCAGUAUUCCAGCAAAUCUACCACCAUGCGGCGGCGGCCAGUGUCCAGCCGAAGCCCGCCCAUUAUGCCUCAUCGGCGGUGAGCACGCCGCACCGCCAGCUGCAGUUGCCCAGUUCGCUGGACAAGCAGCUCAGCACGUUCCAGAAUCAGGCGGCCGUGUCGGCGGCAGCGGCCGCUGUGGUUAACAAUGUGGCCUCGAAUUACUACGGGGAGAACUCGUCGUCGAGCGGAGCAUCGCCAUCGCCGACAACGGUGGCGCUGACGUCCACGUCGCUGACCUGGAAUACGCCGAACAUGAUAUCGAACACCUUCCUGGCCAUGCAACAGCAGCAGGCGCAGCAGCAGCAGCAACAGGCACAGCAGCAACAGCAACAGGCGCAGCAGCAACAGCAGCAGGCACAACAGCAACAGCUCAAUCUGGUGGCCGACAAAGUGCAGAUUAAGCAGGAAAAGCAAUUAAAAGCCUACAACGACUCCGUUUACCUGAUCCAACUGCAACAACAGCAGCACCAGCAACAACAAGCGGCGGCGCAGCAACAACAACAACAGCAGCAGCAGCUGCAGCAACAGCAACUGCAGCAGGAGAUCACCGAAACGGAGCCCGAACCGGACACCUAUUACACGAUCGAUGGCCGAAAGGUCAAGGUGACGCGCAAGGAUGGCCAGCCGUUUCGGGCGACGAUAGUCGAACAACAGGAGGCCAGUCCGGUAUCGCUGGCGGUGCCAGUUCCGGUGGGAUCCUAUCCGGUCCAGUAUGCCAGUCCGGCACUGAGCUCCGCCGAUGGAUCGCCGAUAACGAAUUUACACGCGGUGGACGUGGUCAGCACACCGCAGGCCCAGGUGAUCGUCUACAAGACGGCGUCACCGGUGCACAGGCGAGCGGAGGCAGGCGCUGGAUCGUCUGCAGCUGUCACGCCCACAACGGUAGCCUACUCAUCUGUGAUACAAAGCACCCUGCAGCAACAGCAGCAGCAGCAUCAGCAACAGCAGCAGCAGCAGAGCCUCUGCUGGACGAAGCUGGAGGACGACGGAGCGGGGUCGGAGGAUAUUAAGAAUGUGCUGCAGCUGCAGGUGAAACAGGAGCAGCGGCAACUGGACUUUGCCAGUGAGGCAUCCUCAGUGGACGCCGGCGGUGGUGGCGAGAAUCUAGUUUUCAACCUGCCGCCUGGGCUGGAAAUCAAGCAAACCUUCUAUCCCGCUGGCGUGGUGGUCGAUGGGGAGCAACUGCAGCUGCAGGAGCACAAUCCCAACCAAUCCCAGUCCUCCGGGCGGCGACAGCACGUGGUGGCCAACAUGAUCAUGUCGCCGGCGGCGGGCAACUUAGCGUCACAGAUUCAAGUAGUGCCAAAGGAGGAGGUGAAGCCGCCGCCGAAGCCGGCGAAGACUCCGCGCAAGCGCCAGCCGAAGAAAACGCUCAUCCCCAGCAGCAGCGACUACGGCAACGUGCGAAGUCCCCAGGAGCCACAGCACCAUCAGCUGCAGCAACAGCAGCAGCAACAACAGCAGCACAAUCAGCAACAGCAGCAGCAGAAUACGUACUACGACUUUAACAGCAAGUGGAACACUCCGCUCAAGACGGAGAACAAUGCGGCGUCCGUGUCGCCGGCGGCCACCAUCAAUAUACCCACAUAUCCGCAGCAGAGCCAACAGCAGCAGCACCAACAGCAACAGGCGCAGCAACAGCAGCAGCAACACUUACCGCAGCCCGCUCAUCUGCAAUCCUCGCAGGCCCAGUCGCAUUUGACCCAGUUGGCGCAAUACUAUCCAGCCUUCCCACAGCCCAUUGCCUCCCAGUACACGGCGUGCAUGCAGCAGCAGCAGCAGCAACAGCAGCAGGCGCAGCAGCAACAACAGCAGCAGCAGCAGCAACAGCAGGCGGCCUACACGCAGCAACAGCACCAGCAGGCGUACACGCAACAGCAGCAGCAGCAGGCGCAACAGCAACGCCAGGAGAAGAGCGAGGCCGCCCAGCAGCAGGAGGAGGAGGCGACGGCGGCUGCAGCGGCGGCGGCAGCAGCAGCGGCCAGCAAUAAGGUUAUAGUGCCGAACAUCGAGGAGGAGCUGGACUUUUUGGCCGAUGCCACGAGUGCACCCAAGCAGGGCUACGCAAAUUCGCUAUCGAGCAAUGGACGCGGCACUAACUCCUCCACGAACAACACCAACUUUGGGAUACGCAAUCCGAAUAAGACUCCGUCGCCGGAGCCGUCAAACUGUGCGCCCAAUUCGCAUGCCGCUAACAAUGGCCAUGGUCACCCGGUGGUCACGCCUGCAACGCCUUCGACCAGCGGUGGAGCCAGUGCACCCUCAUCGUACAGUCCUGCCGCUCCGAAACCCGUGAGCGUUGGCACGAUGAUCGGGGAGAAGAAGACGCAGUUCAUGGACAGCUAUCUGAAGUUUCUGCAGGGCGAGCGGGACGACGAUCCGCCGCCGGUGGUGAAGCCAUCGCGGAAGUUGAACUACCCACGAGCACCGUACAAGCGGAAAGGAAAAGGAUCGGGCAGCGGCACCGAUGAGCCCACCACCUCGCAGGCCACACAAGCGGCGGGGGAUGGUGGCCAGGUGGCGGUCGACGGGCUCACGGGACUCGUGGGCGAUGAUGGGCAUCGCAUCAAAAUACUCUCGCAGACGCAGAUACUCCCCAAGAAGCGUCCGCACGCCCAAAUGGUGGCUGCUGCAGCGGCGGCGGAAUCAGCACCGUCGUCUGUGAUCCAGCAGCCCGGGGAUCAGACCUCCUUCCGGCCAUAUGCGCAGCAGGCGCAACAGCAGCAGCAGCAGCAGGCACAGCAGCAACAGCAACAGGCGCAGGCGCAACAGCAAUCGAUGAGCGGACAACACUUUGUGCAGCAGCAUUGCGCCCAACUGACAGCUGGAGCGGGUCAAGACCCAUUAAGCGUGCCGCCGCGACGGGAGCAAUGCUCCCGCAAGGCCAAGCAGAGCAGCAUGCACGCCAUGCUCAUGAACUCGAGCGCCGUUGCCGGCGAUAGUGGAGUCAUCGGCGAGCCGGAGGAGUUCACCGACUCGGACACGGAUCCCGUGUGGACUCCGCAGGAGGAAGACAGCGAUGAUGGCAAGGGCUAUGGCAAGCGAAAGCUGGCACGACGGUCAAAGGGCACACCGCGCAAGAACACCUACGAUCAUGGUUCGGAUCUCCAGCAUCAGUCGCAACAACAACAGCAGCAGCAACAUCACCAGCAACUGCAGCAGAUGCAGGUCAACCAGCAACAUCAUCAGCAGCAACAACAGCAACAGGUGCAACAACUUGCCGGUGGCGGCGAGUCCAACUAUAAUUCACAGCAGAACAUGUCCGGAGUGUCGGAUGUGGGCUAUGCCAGUGCAUCGUCGGGCACAGCGGCCAACUCGGAGAACUUUAAAACGGGCGACUUUAUAGUUUUGCGUUCGGAUCUGGUGAACGAUUGGCCCACCAUUUGGCAGGUAGACUCCAAGUGCAUUUUGCAAAAGUACGAGCCCUUCCGUCAAAACGGAAAAACCUUCUAUCGUAACAUGUCAAAGUACGCGUCAUGGAAUCUCGAAACGAAGAAACUCUACCUCAAGGCACCGGUGCGCAUUCAGCUGCAUUCCCACACGGAGACAAUUGUCGAGUUCAUGCGAUCCGAGCUGCUGGCCGACGACACGGAGCAAUUUAUUGAGAAGAUCAUGGAGGACUACCUGUCCUACAGGGACAAUUUUGAGAUCUACAUUCAGACCAUGAUUUCACAAGCUCUCGAUCCGAGCUUCUUCUCGGAAAUAACGCGGGAAAAAGACGACUACUUUUUGGGAAGCGUGCGCGUGGUGGACACCAUCAUGGAAAACUGCAAGCGCAAGCUGCUGGCCAUAACUCCUUGGACGCGGAGUACCAUCUCCUCCAUUGAGACUUGGCCCAAGUGCCAUGUGUUCUCCGAGUGGGAACAAAACAAUCUUACCCAGAAGAAUUGCGCCGGCUGCCAUCAGCCAGGCAUCGCUGUGCGUUUCCUACUCUUCGGAGAGCCGUAUAAUCCUAAUACCAUGCAGACCAUACCCGUGGAUCCGCGUAUAGUAUACGAAAAGGACAUUGUUUUAUGUCGCAUUUGUGCCGCUCGUGCUGAUCUCUUCCACAAGAUUGCACACGAAAAAUUCAAUCUGUUCAUCAAUUGCUCGCAACGAGUGACGGAGCAGCAGCAACAGUUCCCAGGGAAGACCUCCACUGAAAUACUAAACGAUCUGCUGGCCGAACACAAUUGGAUCGAUGAGCUCUUCCGCAACAUGCGCAACUGCUGGGCUGAAGUGGAGAGUUUAGAGCGACAGAAGCGUUUCCGGGAGGUCAUGCAGUAGAAGCCAACAGCAUCGAGAGCCAAUAUCAAGAAGGACUCCUCAUUACGUAUCCAAGUGCUGGACAUUAGGACAUAAUAACACGCCAAGCCCACGUAUUGCUGCAAUAAACUCAAUGAGUUGUUAUUUUAUUAUACGAGAUGACACGCAUAUGCUUAGUUAAAGUGCAAGACACAUAUUGUACUAUGUAGGCCAUAAUAUUAAGAUAGAGUCUAUUCUUGGACUACGCAAAAUGCAUGCCAUGUAAAUAGCUAUACAUGUAGCUAUAGCCGCGCAUUAUAUCAUAUAUAUAUAUACAUAUAUGGAACUUGAAGUACUAAAUAAUAGAGUAGAAUCACACUCAUUAGUUUGAAAGAAAAUAAUAUUUCUGUUUCGUUGAAAUUGCUUUUAACAUUCUUUUCGCAAAAGUUCAAAUUAAGUUUUAUUUUGUAGGAUCUUUUAAGAGGAUCAUUCUCCCGCAAACAAUCAAAUUGUGUUUCGCUACCGAAUGUGGUUAGGGAACCGACGUAAUCAUCACUAUAGUUAAGGAGUUGUACAUAUUUAGUUUUAACCUUAGUUACAAACAUCCAAUCGCAGACAUUUUAGUUGACAACCUUUGUUAUGCGUAUUUAAACUUAAGUUGUAAGUUUGUAGAAUCAUAGAGUUCCCUGAAUAAAUAUGAAAAAAAAAUCACAUCUGUAUACUGGCAAA
Molecule: messenger RNA, 5344 nt
Organism: Drosophila ficusphila
Lineage: Eukaryota; Metazoa; Arthropoda; Insecta; Diptera; Drosophilidae
Product: probable serine/threonine-protein kinase yakA
Exons: 11
Coding region: 152-4657 (1501 amino acids)
Cellular component (GO): nucleus
Source: RefSeq, a predicted model, not a curated record